GAUCUAGUGACUCUUGUUUUCACAAGUGGAUCCACUGGUAUUCCAAAAGGAAUCAUGAUGAGUGAUAGAGCUUUGAGAAAGGAAGUACUCAGUUUAAGGAUAAAAGAUCCUAAAGUUCGUUUCUCUUUUUGUCCACUCGCUCACAUGAGUGAUAGAAAAUACACCCUAUUGGCCAUGUGUAAUGGAGCCAGAGUUGGAAUAUUUACUAGAGAAUUUGUUCACAUCUUUGAGGAUAUUCAAAACUGCAAACCAGUUGUAAUUGCAUCCACUCCAAGAUUAUUCAAUGUGCUGUACGAUGAGUUUAAGAAAGUAGUCGAAUUGGAAAGAAUUCGUUGGCUUUCUUCCACUGAAACUGGGAAACCAAAAACUGAGAAGGAACUUGAGGAAAGAACCAUGCUUGACUUUCAAUACAUGCUUGGUGGGCGUGUUCAAUCAAUUAUUCUUGGAGGGGCUUCUUCUAGCCCACAAUUAAGAGAAUUUUUGGCAAAAUGUUUCCAGUGUAAAGUAACAGAUGGUUUUGGAAUGUCUGAAGCUGGAGGAAUUAUGAAUAACAAUCGACUCAACACUAAUGUCGAAUACAAGUUGAUUGAUGUUCCUGAAUUGAGCUAUUUCACAACAGACAAACCUUAUCCGAGAGGAGAACUUUGUGUCAAGACAAAUUACAUGUUUAUUGGAUAUUAUAAGAAUGAAGAGCUCACUAAUAAUGCACUGGAUGAAAAUGGAUGGUUACACACCAACGAUAUUGUUGAAGAAUUAGGACCAAAUCAAAUCAGAAUUAUUGACAGACUGAAGAAUAUUUUCAAAUUGAGUCAGGGUGAAUUCAUAGCACCUGCCAAGAUUGAAGAUGCUCUCACUACCUCUAAAUUUAUUUUCCAAGCUUUUAUUUAUGGCAAUGUGACAAAGAGCUACUUGGUUGGUGUCAUUGUUCCCAACAAAACAGUUUUAAAACAGUUUGCAAUUAAGGAAGGAAUUAUCAAACCAUCAGCCGAUCACCAUCUCCUAAAUGAAGAAGAGAAAGAAGUAUUGGCAAAUAAUGAGCUGAUCAAGAAAGCUCUAUGUGAAGAGAUUGAGAAAGUUGCUGUAAAUUGUUCACUUUUGUCUUACGAAGUUCCAAAAGAUUUUAUCAUUGAAUUUGAACCUUUUAGUGAGAAAAAUGAUUUACUAACCUCCUCUAUGAAGGUUAAGAGAUUUGGAUGUGAAAUGAAAUAUAAGGAACAAUUGGAGACACUCUAUGAGCAUGUAGAUAGAAAU
Messenger RNA from Naegleria gruberi, 1251 nucleotides. RefSeq lists its product as uncharacterized. Lineage: Eukaryota; Heterolobosea; Eutetramitea; Acrasida; Naegleriidae. The annotation marks the transcript as partial. The record is from RefSeq and is a predicted model, not a curated record. Gene Ontology annotation, biological process: long-chain fatty acid metabolic process. Gene Ontology annotation, cellular component: membrane; endoplasmic reticulum. Gene Ontology annotation, molecular function: long-chain fatty acid-CoA ligase activity. The transcript has a single exon.